GAGUUGCCGCGAGAGGGGCGUGUAGACCCCGCCUCGGUGGGUGGGGAGUGGCAGGCCCCGCCUCGGCCCCUCUGGCAGGCUCCGGCCGGAGUCGCUGCGGCUCUGGCAGCCGAGCGGGAGCGCGGAGCCCGGAAGGAUGCGGCGCCCGCGGCGGCCUGGGGGUCCCGGGGGAUCUGGGGGUCUCCGGGUGCUCCUCUGCCUGAUGCUGCUGGGCAGCCGUCCGGGAGGCUGCAACGCCAUUAGCGCCCACGGCUGUCUGUUUGACCGCAGACUCUGCUCUCACCUCGAAGUCUGUAUUCAGGAUGGCUUGUUUGGACAAUGCCAGGUGGGAGUGGGGCAAGCCCGGCCCCUUUUGCAAGUCACCUCCCCAGUUCUUCAACGCUUACAAGGUGUCCUCCAACAGCUCAUGUCCCAAGGACUGUCCUGGCACGAUGACCUCACCCAGUAUGUGAUCUCCCAGGAAAUGGAGCGCAUCCCCAGGCUUCACCCUGCAGAGCCCCAUCCAAGGGACAGAUCUGGCUUGGCGCCCAGGAGACCGGGUCCCGCUGGGGAGCUGCUUUUACAGGGCAUCCCCACUGGCUCCGCCCCUGCUCCCCAGCAUCGGCUUCCUCAACCUCCAGUAGGUAGGGGUGGAGCUGGGGCAGGCUCCCCCCUCUCCCCUUUGCAGGCUGAGCUGCUGCCCCCUCUCCUGGAGCAUCUGCUGCUGCCCCCGCAGCCUCCCCACCCCGCCCUGAGUUAUGAACCUGCCCUGCUGCAGCCCUACUUGUUCCAUCAGUUUGGCUCCCGCGAUGGCCCCCGGAGCUCAGAGAGCUCCCCAGGAAUGGCCAGUGUUGGCCCCCUGCCCAAAGAUGAACCCCCAGCCCUCUUCAGCAGAACUGCCUCCAAGGGCACGUUCGGGGCUCACCCUGGCCGUUCCUAUGGGGACCCUCCAGGGCCUCCGCCUGCUCAGCUUCUCCAGGAGUCAGGGCUGCUCUACCUGGCCCAGGAGCCACAAGUGCCCAGCAGGGCCAGGGCACCAAGGCUGCCAGAGCAAGGGGGCAGCAGCCAGGCAGAUGACUCCUCAGAAGGCUAUGAGGAGGAAGGACUAGAGGGUCGCAGGGAGAAGCCUCCUUCCCCAGAAGAGCAGCCAGAUGUGACUCUGCAGAGGCUGGCAGCUGUGCUGGCGGGCUACGGGGUGGAGCUCCGUCAGCUGACUCCUGAGCAGCUCUCCACCCUCUCCACCCUGCUGCGGCUGCUGCCCAAGGGUGCAGGCCGAAACCUGGGAGGGGUUGUAAACGUUGGAGCUGACAUCAAGAAAACAAUGGAGGAGCAGGUGCAGGGCGCAGACGCAGCGGAGCCUCCACCGCCCACGCCCUCCCUGCCCGGAUCCCCCACUGCUGGUCCCACCUCCAAUGAAGCCCAGCGGGAGCUGAGCUCUGGAUCCUCUGAGCCCCCCAAAGCUGCCGGCCCCCCUGCCAUGCCCAUCCUGCGAGAGGAGAAAAGUCCACUGGGCCAGAGCCAGCCCACGGCGGCAGGGCAGCCCUCGGCUAGGCCAUCAGCAGAGGAAUAUGGCUACAUUGUCACUGACCAGAAGCCCCUGAGUCUGGCUGCAGGAGUGAAGCUUCUGGAGAUCCUGGCUGAGCAUGUGCACAUGUCCUCGGGCAGCUUCAUCAACAUCAGUGUCGUGGGACCAGCCCUUACCUUCCGCAUCCGGCACAAUGAACAGAACCUGUCUUUGGCUGACGUGACCAAGCAAGCUGGGAUGGUGAAGUCUGAACUGGAAGCACAGACAGGGCUCCAGAUCUUGCAGACAGGCGUGGGACAGAGGGAGGAGGCAGCCGCUGUCCUUCCCCGACCGGCCCACGGCACCUCUCCCAUGCGCUCCAUGCUGCUUACUCUGGUGGCCCUGGCGGGUGUGGCCGGGUUGCUCGUGGCUCUGGCAGUGGCCCUGUGUGCACGGCAGCGUGCGCGGCAGCGGGACAAGGAGCGCCUGGCCGCGCUGGGACCCGAGGACGCCCACGGUGACACUACCUUUGAGUACCAGGACCUGUGCCGCCAGCACAUGGCCACAAAGUCCCUGUUCAGCCGGGCAGAGGGUCCACCGGAGCCCUCUCGGGUGAGCAGCGUGUCCUCGCAGUUUAGUGAUGCGGCCCAGGCCAGCCCCAGCUCCCACAGCAGCACACCGUCCUGGUGCGAGGAGCCCGCCCAGGCCAACAUGGACAUCUCCACGGGACACAUGAUUCUGGCGUACAUGGAGGACCACCUGCGGAACCGGGACCGCUUGGCCAAGGAGUGGCGGGCCCUGUGUGCCUACCAGGCGGAGCCCAACACCUGUGCCACCGCCCAGGGGGAGGGCAACAUCAAAAAGAACCGCAACCCUGACUUCCUGCCCUAUGACCACGCACGCAUCAAGCUGAAGGUGGAGAGCAGCCCUUCUCGGAGCGAUUACAUCAACGCCAGCCCCAUUAUUGAGCACGACCCUCGGAUGCCAGCCUACAUAGCCACACAGGGCCCACUGUCACAUACCAUCUCAGACUUCUGGCAGAUGGUGUGGGAGAGUGGCUGCACCGUCAUUGUCAUGCUGACCCCGCUGGUGGAGGAUGGUGUCAAGCAGUGUGACCGCUACUGGCCAGAUGAGGGCUCCUCCCUCUACCAUGUAUAUGAGGUGAACCUCGUGUCGGAGCACAUCUGGUGCGAGGACUUCCUGGUGCGGAGCUUCUACCUGAAGAACGUGCAGACCCAGGAGACGCGCACGCUCACGCAGUUCCACUUCCUCAGCUGGCCGGCAGAGGGCACCCCGGCCUCCACCCGGCCCCUGCUGGACUUCCGCAGGAAGGUGAACAAGUGCUACCGGGGCCGCUCCUGCCCCAUCAUUGUGCACUGCAGUGACGGUGCAGGAAGGACUGGCACCUACAUCCUCAUCGACAUGGUACUGAACCGCAUGGCAAAAGGAGUGAAGGAGAUUGACAUCGCUGCCACCCUGGAGCAUGUCCGUGACCAGCGGCCUGGUCUCGUCCGCUCCAAGGACCAGUUUGAAUUUGCCCUGACAGCUGUGGCGGAGGAGGUGAAUGCCAUCCUUAAGGCCCUGCCCCAGUGAGACCCUUGGGGCCCCUCCGUGGGCAGCCCAGCCUCUGCUCCCUCUUUGCUAUGUGAGCAUCUGUGUACUCACUCCUCACUUCCCCACCUGCCACCUUGGCCCCUCUUGGGCAUGUCUAGCCCUUCCAAGAGGAGCAUGUAAAGAAGGGGAAGUGGGAAGGGGCACACCGGGAGCCCUGGCAUCAGUCCCGUGGGGGAGCUGGCAGCUGGCCAGGAGGAGAGGAAAUCAACCAUUCCACCCCAGAGCCUCCUCCUGCCUGAGCCCCCUGGCCCCCAUUCCCCACCACUCUGGAUGCUCCCAAUAUGUCUGUGUGGACGCCCUCCCCCCUCCGGUGUGGCUAGAAUGGGGCGGAGGGGCCACCAUGUCCAGCUCUUCCUGUUCUCCCAGCCCCUGCUGCCCGCUGACCUGCCUCCACGACCCACACUCUGGCCCUUGCCCUUCCUACCCCCUCCCCCGGCCCUCCCGCCGCCACAUGCCACUCAACUCUGUCCCCCUGGCACAAGAGAACAUUUCUAGAAAAAUCUACUUUUGUAUCAGUGUGAAUAAAGUUAGUGCGUCGUGUGUGCAGCUGCAA
Messenger RNA from Orcinus orca (killer whale), 3650 nucleotides. It is a transcript of the gene PTPRN, whose product is annotated as protein tyrosine phosphatase receptor type N. Gene Ontology annotation, biological process: protein dephosphorylation. NCBI's taxonomy places the organism in Eukaryota, Metazoa, Chordata, Mammalia, Artiodactyla, Delphinidae. The record is from RefSeq and is a predicted model, not a curated record. Gene Ontology annotation, cellular component: secretory granule. The coding region runs from base 137 to 3076 and encodes 979 amino acids. The transcript has 23 exons. Gene Ontology annotation, molecular function: protein tyrosine phosphatase activity.